Colletotrichum navitas is the source of this 1083-nucleotide messenger RNA. Its product is annotated as RNA recognition domain-containing protein. Gene Ontology annotation, cellular component: cytoplasm; ribonucleoprotein complex; nucleus. NCBI's taxonomy places the organism in Eukaryota, Fungi, Ascomycota, Sordariomycetes, Glomerellales, Glomerellaceae. The record is from RefSeq and is a predicted model, not a curated record. Gene Ontology annotation, molecular function: mRNA binding. The transcript has 4 exons. The coding region runs from base 1 to 1083 and encodes 360 amino acids.
AUGUCUGCUGUCGCCGAGAAGGUUUCCGAGGCCGUCAAUGACGUUACCAAUGCUCUGAGCAAUGCCACUAUCUCCGACAAGGCCGCCGAUAAGCCUGCCGCCAACAACGAUGCCGUCCUCGCCAGCGCCGCUGAGGGCCGUCGUCUCUACAUCGGCAACCUGGCCUACGCGACAACGGAGGGGGAGUUGAAGGAAUUCUUCAAGGGUUACCUUGUCGAGUCCGUCUCCAUUCCCAAGAACCCUCGCACCGACCGCCCGGUUGGCUACGCCUUCGUCGACCUCUCCACUCCUUCUGAGGCCGAGCGCGCCAUCUCUGAACUUUCCGGCAAGGAGAUUCUCGAGCGUAAGGUCUCGGUUCAGCUUGCCCGCAAGCCCGAGCCCGCUGGAGAGAAGACCGAGGGUGCCAACGGCGAGGGUGCUGGCGAGGGCAACCGCCGCCGCGCCUCCGGCCGUGGACGUGGCCGUGGCCGUGGCCGCGGUGGACGUGGUGCCCGCGGUGGCCGCGCUGCCGCCGCCGAGGUUCCUGCUGGCGCCCCUGCCACCUCUGAGGUCCUUCCUCUGACUGAUGCCACCAACAAGGACGCCAAGAGCGAUGGCGAGAAGCCUAGCCAGGCUCGUGCUCCCCGUGAGCGACGCGAGCGUGGCCCCCCUGCCGACGGCAUUGCCUCCAAGACCAAGGUCAUGGUCGCCAACCUGCCUUACGACCUGACCGAGGAGAAGCUCAAGGAGCUCUUCGCUGCCUACGAGCCUUCUUCCGCCAAGAUCGCCCUGCGCCCCAUCCCCCGCUUCAUGAUCAAGAAGCUUCAGGCCCGCGGUGAGCCCCGCAAGGGCCGUGGCUUCGGCUUCGUCACCCUUGCCUCCGAGGAGCUCCAGCAGAAGGCUGUUUCCGAGAUGAACGGCAAGGAGAUUGAGGGCCGCGAAAUCGCUGUCAAGGUCGCUAUUGACAGCCCGGACAAGACCGACGAGGAGGCCAACGCUCCCACCGAGGAGACCAAGGAGGAGAGCAAGGUCAACGGCACUGGUGCCACAGAGGCCGCGGCUGCUCCUGCUGCUGCGGACGCUGCCCCUGCCACCACCGCCUAA